UCAUGAAAAAUUCAUAACGUAUUGAGUGGAGGCCAGCAUGACCAGAGGCACAACCCCAUUGCGUUAUUAGUUGGAAACGAGGAGGAAACGGUCAUUGAUACCCAUCGAUUCUCCGAGUAAACAAGUAAAUAAACACGGAAGAGCCAAGUUCGCACCUCGUCUCGGCCGACGUACUUCUUAAAAGCAGAAAGUUUCAUAGGAAUCAUCAUAAUAAGCAACCUCAUUAUAAUUCAGGAAGAGAACAUUGAACAUCAAAAGCAGAUAUCUGUAUAUGACAUACCGCGGAAACAGAAAUUUUCCUCUUUGACGGUGAAUGAUAACAAUUCGGAAGUAACGAGACAUAUUGAAAGCGAUUACGUACGUUCUACGAGCUCGGAUUAACGGAAACUUACUUAACAAUUGAAACUGAUGGAAAUUGUAUCAUCGACCAUAGCUGCAACGGAAUAGGGUUUAUACCUAUCUCCUGAAUGAGUUUGGAAUAAAAACUCGCACCUUAACCUCCAGUAGGGAAGGAAUAUCACUCGCUAGUUUUUCGUACUCCUCCUGGAAAGUGGAAUAAACUUUUGAUGAAAUGUUGGCGCCAAAUCUCUGCGUGUUGAUCUGUUUGAUUGUCACUCAUUCAAUCACGGCUGAGGAAAACGACAAGAGUAUAUUCAGCAAGAAACAUGAACAUCUUCUUUCCAAACUCGACAAAUAUCACCUGGUCAGACCAUACAGAUCCACGCCCGAUGGGGAUUUCUUGACCCAUGACCUCUCGACAGCAUACGAAGAUGACGUCUUCGACUUUCAUCAGGUCCGAAGGCAAGCCGAGAGGCGCCGAAGACGAAGAGCGGUGUUCGGGGAGAAUUAUUUGGAAGAUGAUGAAAUGCUCGAGCAGAAAGUGUUUCAUUUCUCGAUGGAAGCUUUCGGUACAAGGUUUACCAUCAAUGUAACGAGAGAUAAGGAACUCGUGUCUCCAAAUUUUGAAGUUUACCGAUACCUUCCGAAUGGGUCGGUUGUGAUCGAGAAGCCACAAAUGAACUGUUUCUACCGCGGUAAUCUAAUCGGUUCGGAUCCGUCGUCUGCAGUAGCAGUUAGCAAUUGUCGUGGAAUGAGCGGACUGAUCAAGACUUUUGAAGAGGAAUAUUUCAUAGAGCCUCUGGAAUUGGUGGGCACUCAAUCUGAAACAUACAACUAUACCGGCAACGGCCUCAUCCAUAUCAUGUACCGCAGCCGAGACGCGCAACGGAACACUGGAACAGGUGCAACGCCGGGUACAAUAGACUUACAUAAUGACGUCAUGCGCUCGAGCGCGCAGCUCCGACGGCAAGCAGCCAGAUUGGUGGGGCGUGCACGAUUACAGGAGACUGAGAAUCGCCGACGGUCAAAGAGAGCACCUCGGAUCGUCACCAGGCAACAUUAUGUGGAAACCAUGGCAACGCUGGAUUUCAGCGUUCAUAAUUUCCAUGGAGCGCAAGCCUCCGGUGUAUACUUCCUCACAAUGAUGAACAUCGUGAAUAUGGUUUACGCUCAUCCGUCGCUCGAAGCCAAGAUAGAAUUUGUUAUCACCAGAGCUAAUCUUCUCAACGAAGAAAUGUCCGAGCAAUACGUCGUACUAAACGACUCGGCGAAAAGUCUCUCCAACACGUGUCGCUUUGCAAGGGUUCAAAGGAGAAUCGUUAAAGAUGACGGAUCACCAAGUUACUUUGAUCAUUCUAUCUUCAUGACUCGGACUCACUUUGGACCAGCAGGCUAUGCGCCUGUUGGGUAUGUGUGCCAUCUCUCGCAUAGCUGCUCUUUGAUAAAGGACGACGGGCUCCAGACCUCUUUUGUAAUAGCCCACGAAACAGGUCACGUAUUGGGUAUGGAACAUGAUGGUCAAGCCUGGAGCGGUCAAGGAAAUGAUUGUGAUGAUGAAGCGUCUGGGUAUUCUAUCAUGGCUACUGUAGUACUGUCCACUCCAAAGAAUCAUCACUGGUCAGAAUGCAGCAAACGUGAACUUCAUUCCAAUUUACUGAACUGGUCAUGUCUGUGGGACACUCCGACUGGAGGGACUCGAGCCGUCGGCAAUGAUCGUCCGGGGAGGAACUAUACCAUGGACCAACAGUGCAGCUUUCAGUUCGGCAAGACGUACCGGAAAUGUCAUCACACCGAUGUAGACUUUUGUAUGGAACUCUACUGCACCUCCCCCGAUCUGGAUGGGGGCUGUUUCAUGAAAGGACCCCCUAUGGAUGGAUCCUCAUGUGGAGAAAAUAUGGAGUGUGUCCAAGAAGUUUGUGUAUCAGCUAAACCUGUAGACGGUGGUUGGGGCUCCUGGGAACCAUGGGGUUUAUGUUCCUAUAGCUGUGGGCUCGGGGUUCAAAGCCGAAGAAGAUACUGCAACAAUCCACCUCCUGAUCGUGGGGCAGACUGCUCCGGUGAUUCUGUUGAAUAUCGACUGUGUAAUCUUCAGGUCUGUUCUGAUGGUUUCGCAGACAAACAGCAAGAGCAAUGUAAUCAAUAUGGGAGGAAAAACGACUUAUCGUUGAUAGCUUAUCAAAACCCAGAUCCUAGUAUGACAUGUAAGUUAUCCUGUGUGGCAGAGAAUACGGGUGAAAUCUACGUUUCGAACAGAUUCGUGACGGACGGUACCCCCGUUUCCUAUACUUAUCCUGAAAUAAUAUGUAUCGAUGGACAACCUAAAAGCAUCGGAUGCGACGUUGAAAUGGGUUCGACAAAAUUCUGGGACAAAUGCGGAGUUUGUGAUGGACGAAACGAAACAUGCGUGCAAGUCGUCACAGAUGUCAUUGACGAGUCGCCAAAAUCAAAAAAAUACCAAAAGUUAUUGACGCUUACCCCAGGAAUGUGGGACAUGAAAGUCACAAAAACAGCAGCGUCUACACACUUUCUUGCAUUGAGGAUCGAGGAGAAUGGGAAGUACAUCUUGAACCGUGGUAAACAGCAGUCUCCACCUCAUGCCUUCAUCGAAUCUGGUGUUCGGUUUGUGUAUACAGUGAAUGAGGAAGCAGAGACGUUACUAAUGAAAGGACCCGUUCCAACUGUAAUUCAUCUCAUGGCCUUCGCAUCGGGCGAUUCUCGAGCGAUGAGUUACCAGAUCGAGUUGUACGAAGACUUUGGAGAUGGACUGCCUGACGUUCUCGAGGGGGAGGGGCCGGAUGCAGAGGGACAGGUGGAGGAUGAGGAGGUGGUGGUAGAGGAAGAAUCUCCACCACCCCCAUCGACUGAAUACUUAUGGGAAGAUCAAGGAUGGACAGAUUGUACGAGGGAUUGCGGAGGAGGAUACUCUUUCCAUCGAUUUCAAUGCACCAGACUAAGAGAUAGCCGGAAGGUGAAAUACAAGUUAUGCGGUCAAAGGAGCUAUGAUCCGAAAGCCGAGAGAGUGAGAUGUAAUGAGGAACCAUGCCCAACAGAAGCAGUCAUUGUCACUUACGAGUGGCAGGUGACGGCAUGGAGUGAAUGCAGUGCAACGUGUGGAGGUAGCGCGUAUAAGACAAGAGACGUUCAAUGCUUCCAGGUUAUGAACGACGAACAGACACUUAAUGACGAGGAAGCAUGUGGGAUGGCCAAUCGUCCUCUUGAUGUCGAACCGUGUGGUCUAGAGCCGUGUGCAAGCAGAUGGGUGAAAGAGACAUGGUCUGAGUGCUCUGCGACUUGCGGACCCGGUGUGAAGACACGAGCAGUCGAGUGUGAGGUACCGAUGGGGGCGCUAGAGGAUGACUAUCUAUGUGCCGGUAUGGAGCCACCCAGUGCCAAAAAAUGUGAACUUGAGGCUUGUGAAGUGACUGCUUGUGAAUUAGCUGACAGCGUCCUAUGUGACUUAUCCAAGUUUGAGAUGUUCUGUGGCAUGCCGGGCUACGUACAGAUUUGUUGUAAAACGUGUGAACAGUUGCGAGCAGAAAAUCCCUAGAUUUAUAAUCCACAAUUUGUUUUAACCCUUUGCUUACGGGAACCUGGUGGCCCCUGUGUUAAGCCUAUGGGACCUAUACAAUUCAGUAGUCAACGGAAUACUCAACAGCUGCGAGCAGAACAUCUCUUAACUUGCUACAAGAUGGACACAACCCCUCGGAGAGGAUGCUAAAUAUGCAAAGGCAAAAGGCAUCGCACUGCGGAAACCUUCACUGGCCUUUGUUUACUUUUUGUCCCUGAAUUUUUCGUUAAAAUAAUUUUUACGAGGAUAGAAGUCUCGGUUAAACAUUUGCACGAUAGAUAAAUUGACUAGAAAUUGUAGUAAAGAUUUGAACUUUGAAUUUAAACAUAAAUCCUUGCCUAUGUCAUAUCACUUUAUCCUUCUUUAAUGAUGUCAUAACUUUAUUUCGAACAACUCGUUACAAUGUUCUGUUAUGAAAAAUGUUUUAAAAAAGUAUCGGUAUACAUUUCGUGAAUGAAAAAUAACGAGAUUGAAACUGCUGACUGUUUAAUCGGUGUUUAGUGGAUCUGAGUGAUGGGGGUAUGAUAAAAAGACAAAUGGCUUUUUUUUCAAAGCCUGAUUGAACGAGUAAAUUGAUUUAUUGACUAUCAAUCUCUUUUAACAUUAUAAUGUUUUAUGUAGUGAUUCCUAUGGAAUGCCGACAUAUUUUAAACAACAAAAUCGACUAACAUCGUAAGUAGGAAGUAUUGAUUCUUGAAAUCGUUGCUAACAUAAGCUUAAUAUUUCCUCGUUUUGUACACAGUUUGUAUUAAAAUUAAAAUUAACCAA
Messenger RNA from Strongylocentrotus purpuratus (purple sea urchin), 4675 nucleotides. Its product is annotated as A disintegrin and metalloproteinase with thrombospondin motifs 3. Gene Ontology annotation, biological process: extracellular matrix organization; proteolysis. The transcript has 24 exons. Gene Ontology annotation, molecular function: metalloendopeptidase activity. The record is from RefSeq and is a predicted model, not a curated record. Gene Ontology annotation, cellular component: extracellular matrix. NCBI's taxonomy places the organism in Eukaryota, Metazoa, Echinodermata, Echinoidea, Camarodonta, Strongylocentrotidae. The coding region runs from base 572 to 3886 and encodes 1104 amino acids.